UUUUUUUUGCUUAUAUUGUGUUACGUUACGUGUUAUAUUAAAAAAUAUCGACCUAUUAUAUUUUCGUUAAUCGUUAGCAGGUGUUGACAAUUCUGAAGAGAAUCUUGUCUGGUUAUCUGGUGCGGAGUACGUUUAUUUUGAAGUUAAAAAUACCACAUUACUACUGCUCUCAUUAGGGGGUAAUAGUUCGUACAUGAGGGAAAAUUAUCAGUAGUUUAGUCUAGCCUGUACACUUGCAUUGUAAUGUGAUCAUACUUUAAAAACCGAAUUGAAUGUAUUUUUUGUUUUUUUUUUUUAAUAAAAUGUACAUGGUCAGUAGACCUUACACCAGGGCGGCACCCCUAUCGUGUAUGCUCUGUUCAUGUUUUAACAUACAGUAUUUCACAACAUCAUAUGGAAUAUUAAAAAUAAUUCAAAUUAUAUUGGGAUCGAUAUGCCAGAGUUUAAUGUUGUUUUAUGGGACAAAGUACAUUCCGACAAUUGGAACUUCUUAUGAAUCAUUUCUUUCAACUGUUGCUGGGUGCUUAAUGACAACAACAGUCAUAAGUGUAUCUUAUUUGCUAUCAAGAAAUACUGAAACACUUGUUAGAUCAACACUUUUUGAAAUCAUUUUUGGAAUUUUUGCAUCACUUUGUUAUAUCAGUUCAUCAUCAUUACUAACGAUAGCACUAUAUGCAAUAUUAUAUCCAGUUCUUAUGGUUAUACCAUUUACUUCUUUGUUUUCAGCAAUAAUGCUGACAUAUAUAUUAGGAUUUAUUCUUGGAGCUUUAUAUGCAAUUGAUGCUUAUUGGGCGUAUAAAUACUACAAAGGAUUUUCAUAAAAUAAACAAAAUA
Molecule: messenger RNA, 834 nt
Organism: Sipha flava (yellow sugarcane aphid)
Lineage: Eukaryota; Metazoa; Arthropoda; Insecta; Hemiptera; Aphididae
Gene: sing
Product: protein singles bar
Exons: 4
Coding region: 273-821 (182 amino acids)
Cellular component (GO): membrane
Source: RefSeq, a predicted model, not a curated record